Folsomia candida is the source of this 1480-nucleotide messenger RNA. RefSeq lists its product as uncharacterized. The record is from RefSeq and is a predicted model, not a curated record. The transcript is spliced from 7 exons. Lineage: Eukaryota; Metazoa; Arthropoda; Collembola; Entomobryomorpha; Isotomidae. The coding region runs from base 1 to 1128 and encodes 375 amino acids.
AUGGAUUUAAAAAAGUUCUCUGUUGUCCAUUUCGUCGACGAAAACAGUUAUGAAGUUAUCCCGUCGACUUGGAUAACCCCGGACCAAACGCGUGGUUCGUUUCCGUCAAAUAAACCGAAAGGGCUGCAAAAAUUACAAUCUACACCUGACUCUCCUUACAAUUCUGCUUGGCCAUUGUGGAACAUAAAGAUAAUCAAUUAUUUUUGGUAUUUAAUUACUAAUUUUUUAUACACAGACAAAUUCGAGCGAGCUAACAAGAAGGCUGGAAGUGUGGUCAAAGGACUCGAAACUAGUGACAUUGAACAGGUGAGGAAGUCUCGACGUAACAUUCCACCACAAUUACCGUCGGAACAAAUAAUCGAACCGGAUUCAAAUUUAGGAGAAUCGGCCAAACUAAAUAAUUUCCUGACAUCAGACCAGGAAGAAGGUCGACAGCAUGAACGACGUGAGGUUCACGAUAAUCCUCAGUCUCUAAGUGAAGCACCCGGAUCAGGUCAGGAACUCUUUCUGCAAGUCCACAAUCCGGAUGUUACGCAACUCCAAGAAGAAUUUCGUCGAUUCCAAGAGGAAUCUCUUCAUAACCAAGCCGAAUUGUUGGUUCGAAUUAACGAUUUAACAAAAUUAGUUAAGCAAGUACUUUCGUCAACUGGUACUGUUCCGUCCCCUUCAACAUGGCCAUUAAGAACAUUGGAGGAUUUUAAAACUGUGGACGAAUUAAUUAAAGAUCCGAAAAAUUUUGCUGCCGAGUUCAAAGCAUUGACAAAGAUUCGUGGAGGAUCUUUAUUAAACCAUAUCUAUUCGACACUGGGUUCGAUAUUUGCUCAUGAGUUAGCACUUCAGAUAAGGUGGACUGAUGCUUCGGGAAAAGUUCAACUCCAAGGGUCAGAAUUGGCGAGACUUGUUAGAGAGGCGGUAAAGUUUACUCGAGAGGAGGACCAAGACGCGACCGACAAGAACAUUAACUCAAUAAUUGCAAAAUGGUUCCGACAAUCCCCUGAUCGGAAAGGAGGCAGCGGAUCUAGGAGAAACGUUAGCAGCGAUGGAAACACCGAGGAGAACCAUGGAGAGGAAAAUACAGAAGAAGGUGCAGGCGUCACUUCUGAAAAUCAGGCAGGCAACUUGUUGUAGUGUUGACGCACAUGAAAAUAAUUUAGACAGUAUGGAGGUUAUCGACUCACACGAAAAUAAUUUAGAUAGCGUGGAUGUUUUUAACGAUUCAAGUAGUAGUAGUGUAACUGAUUCACCUCCUAAUUAUUUAAUUAGCCAACAAAUUACAGAUGAUUUAGUUGAUGGCCCAGUAUUAGGAAUAGAAUUAGAGGCAUACCGCUCUAUAACUGUAUCAAAAAAGUCGCAACUAGUGAAUUGGGCAUUGACACAUAAUGUUACCCACUCAGCUCUAUCUGAUUUAUUAGGUUUAAUUAGAAAUUGGCUUCCUAAUGAUAAUUUUCCAGUUGACCCCAGCACACUUCUCCAAUCCCCU